Messenger RNA from Psilocybe cubensis, 1290 nucleotides. RefSeq lists its product as uncharacterized. NCBI's taxonomy places the organism in Eukaryota, Fungi, Basidiomycota, Agaricomycetes, Agaricales, Agrocybaceae. Gene Ontology annotation, biological process: intracellular transport. The coding region runs from base 1 to 1290 and encodes 429 amino acids. The record is from RefSeq and is a predicted model, not a curated record. The transcript is spliced from 11 exons.
AUGUUUCCCGUCAGCGAUUUCAAUUUUGUUGUAGCCGGAAUUGCUACCUUCGCCGCCACAGUCGGUUACGCAUGCUCUCGCCGACUCAACGCCAGCUCAUCUUUUAACACACCCUCUGAGGAGGUACCGCAGCAUAGCUUUGCUGGAGACAGAAGGGUUGAGGAGAAAGAAUCGACAAUCCCUUCUCCGCACCGUUCUCUUGAUGAACCGCAGAUGGAGGUCGAACUGAAGCAAAACAGUGAUUUAUCAGAAAUGGAGGAGGUUAUUCUCGGGUAUCCUCAUAAUCUAGCAAAUAUUUACCCUAACAAAAGAUGUAGAACACCAUCAUCAGACUCUGGGGAGCUCUCUGCACCCGAUGUUGCUCCGCCUGUAGCUGCGGAUUCAAUAGCACCCCUUGAAUCUACUCCGGAGGCAGAAAGAAUUCCUGAAAUGCCGGCUACCCUACAAGAUUCUGUUUCGAUCCCAACUCCAGCUACCGAGCCUCCUCAAUCGCCCUCACCAGCUCCUGAACAGCCGGAGCAACCAACGAGACGACCUUCUCCAACUCCAAUUUCUGCAUUCCCUCUAUCCAUGUCGGUGCCAACACCGCAACCAAUUUUUGCCCUAGAGAUAACUCCGCGACCCGCCACUCCCAAAGCCUUCUCAAACACAUCUGGUGGGUUCGCGGCCUUCGCAGGGUCGAGUUCUCCUUUCGCUGCUGUGAAUAAACCCAAGACAUCGGCAUUUAAGCCAGCGAAGUCUAUCUGGAACACCAGCGAUUUGACACCUCGCCAGAAUGGGGAAGAAACAGUGAAAAUCCCAUCGGCGUUCACACCAGAAACAGAAGACCAUGCAAUUGCUGAAGCUAAAGCCAGCCCCUUGCAUCCAACGGAGAAGUAUACGCCUAUGACUGGAGAAGAGGACGAGGAUGUAGAAUUGGAACAGAAGGGAGUUAAGCUGUACACCAAACGCGGAGACAAGCCCUUCUCAGAGGGCGUCCUCGGUCAUGUCAAAUUACUAUCGAAUCGAUUAACAUUAGAAGAGCGAAUCCUCUUCCGUCGCGAUCCUCUGUGGAAGGUAUCGAUGAACAUUCGCGUUAGACCCUCUGUCCGAUGCACCUAUGUGCCAGAGGAGAAUGUACUCAGGUUGAUCCUAAAGGAAACUGUGGAAAAGACGGACCCUAAGGGUGAGGAAAAGCAAGAAGUUGUCAUCUAUGCGAUUAAGCCUGGAAGAACUUGCUCUAAGCAGGAUUUCAAAGACUUUGCCCAGGCCUUGAUGAAGAGCUCGCAUUUCAAAGAAAUUUCAUCGUAG